This is a messenger RNA of Oikopleura dioica, 444 nucleotides long. The record is from the annotation of a GenBank genome assembly. NCBI's taxonomy places the organism in Eukaryota, Metazoa, Chordata, Appendicularia, Copelata, Oikopleuridae.
AUGAGAUUGAUUGCAUGUUUGCUCCCAUUCCUCGCGUCGGCAAAUGAUGUCCACGAAGAAGAGGAGUUUAUUGUCUAUCCAGGAGGCGAGGAGCACUCUUUUUCCAAGUCAAUGGGCGAGUUUAAAUGUACCUACACAUACAUCACCCAGGGAGGUACCAACGAGGCGUGGAACAUGGUUGUCGGUCGAAAUGCAGAUGGCACGGGCUAUUCCUGCACGGUUUCCAGGGAUAACCAAAUGACUUAUUUGUACACAGAAACGUUCACGCUCAAGAUCGAAGGCGCAUCCAUCGAGCAUUUCGUUGUGUACGGCAACGAAGAAAGACGUCUGCUCACGCCCGAGACUAAACAACGCGGAAAAUCUAUUGUAGAAAGCACUGAUGAUUUCGGCCACGAGGUUGCCAAAAUUUCCGUUAUCGGAAGAGCCAAAAAGACUGAUUUGUAA